Molecule: messenger RNA, 7717 nt
Organism: Aedes aegypti (yellow fever mosquito)
Lineage: Eukaryota; Metazoa; Arthropoda; Insecta; Diptera; Culicidae
Gene: Abl
Product: tyrosine-protein kinase Abl
Exons: 8
Coding region: 1002-5801 (1599 amino acids)
Biological process (GO): protein phosphorylation
Molecular function (GO): non-membrane spanning protein tyrosine kinase activity; protein binding; ATP binding
Source: RefSeq, a predicted model, not a curated record
GAAGCAGCAGCAGACAGAGGUUUUUCGUCGUCAGUCGAGAAAAGCGAGUUGAGUGGAGUCCGUAAAAGUCGCAAUCCCCAUCUUUCCGAGUCCGAGUGGUCGUCCAACUCCUCUGAAAAGCAUCAGAGUUACUUUUGCUCCAGUUGUUGGGACAAUAUUUUAUCAGUGAUCAUGAUUGGCGCGACCAUAUUCCUUUUUUGCACGGAAUUCGGAUACAUUUUGAUGCAGUGGAAAGUGUGAAUUUGUGGUGAUUUCGGUGGAGCGAAAGUGAUGUUUUCGGGUGUGUAUCCAGCCCCGUUUACUGUGAUGGAAAAAAUCUGGUUCUCUUCCGACAAAUAACCAGCAUCCAGCAGCAGAAGCGAAAAAAGAAGGAAGUGAAUCUUGUUGGUUGGGAAAGUUUUGUGUCUGGCAUCUCCCAGCCUUUUUCUACGGACCAGCGUCUGCCGGGGAGGGGAAAAACGAAGAAAAAAGAAAAAUCAGUGGCAGGGGGAGAUUUUGCGUACUGAAACAGCGGCCAAUGGUGGCCCACGGAUUACCUCUACGGAAUCCGGAAGUAACGGGCUCAGUUCUGGUUUCAAGUUUGUGUGUUUGAUUCUUCGGGGGAUUCGAAGCUGCUGGAAUAUGAAGAAGUAAUGCUGUUCGACUAAUGUAAGAAGAAGCUUCGUUUUUGGGGUGCUUUUGGUGUGAUUACAACGCCGGAAAUAAGAAUCCGUAAGAAAAGUGAUUGCUGUGGAAUAAAAUAUCGUCUUUAUCUUGCUACUGAAUUAUGAGAUAUUCUUGGAAGAAUUGAUUGAUAGACCGAUUAUACCGGGUAGAGUGUAUUGAAAACGCAGGGAAGUGAAGAAGGAAGUGUCUCGAGGGGAGGGGAGUCUGGAAUGCAGGCGACUCGUUUCGAGCGCAGAAGUUUCUCCCGUUUGCUUGUUGUUUGUCAGCAGUUGUGUUGCUUCUGCUUCUGCUAUUAAAGGAAACCUACCAGUAAGGCCGCCGCCAUCUGCCAAAAAAUGGGAGCUCAGCAGGUGAAGGAGCGUUCCUCCGGUGGCGGGGGUGGAGGGGCAGGCAGUGGACCAACUAGCUCAUCGCUGGGGCUUGCCGGUAGUUCGAUUCGUUCCAGUCGGAACAAGUCUCGGGUUCCCAAGGACUCGCGCAUUCUAGGAUCGAACAUCUUUACGGAACAUAGUGAAGCAUUGCUACAAUCUCGUCCAUUACCACACAUCCCACCACCCGGCAGCAUCAUUCCCGGCGAUGUACUUGCUCAAAGCCAAGAUGGCUCGGAAAACCACACCGGAACGCUUCAUUCCCAGGGUAGUUCAAAUACGGCUCAAUCCAGUUUCGAGAAUGCACAUCGGUGGACAUCCAAAGAGAAUUUGCUGGCUCCCGGACCGGAAGAGGACGACCCACAACUUUUUGUUGCACUAUACGAUUUUAAAGCAGGUGGUGAAAACCAAUUAAGUUUACGAAAGGGAGAACAAGUCCGGAUAUUAUCCUACAACAAAUCCGGAGAAUGGUGUGAAGCUCACUCCGACUCGGGUCACGUAGGGUGGGUUCCUUCAAACUACGUCACUCCGCUAAAUUCACUAGAAAAGCACUCCUGGUAUCAUGGGCCGAUUUCGCGAAAUGCCGCCGAAUAUUUGCUUAGUUCCGGUAUUAAUGGAAGUUUUCUGGUGCGAGAAAGCGAGAGUUCUCCGGGACAACGUAGUAUAAGUUUACGGUACGAUGGACGUGUCUACCACUAUAGGAUAUCGGAAGAUUCCGAUGGCAAAGUGUACGUAACUGCAGAGGCUAAAUUUAAUACCCUUGCCGAACUGGUACAUCAUCACAGCGUACUUCACGAGGGCCAUGGACUGAUAACGCCACUGCUUUAUCCGGCACCAAAGCAGAACAAACCGACAGUAUUCCCUCUGAGUCCUGAACCGGAUGAAUGGGAAAUCUGCCGAACGGACAUAGUGAUGAAACAUAAGCUAGGAGGCGGUCAGUACGGAGAAGUGUAUGAGGCUGUGUGGAAACGGUACGGGAAUACGGUAGCGGUAAAGACACUCAAGGAAGAUACAAUGGCACUAAAGGAUUUCCUAGAAGAGGCUGCUAUAAUGAAGGAAAUGAAACAUCCGAACUUGGUGCAAUUGAUUGGUGUCUGUACAAGGGAACCACCAUUCUACAUCAUCACCGAAUUUAUGAGCCAUGGCAACUUGCUGGACUUUCUUCGCUCGGCUGGCCGAGAAACUUUAGAUGCCGUGGCGCUACUGUACAUGGCUACUCAGAUAGCAUCCGGUAUGAGCUAUCUGGAAAGUCGGAACUUUAUUCAUCGAGAUCUGGCUGCUAGAAACUGCCUCGUAGGCGAUAACAACCUCGUGAAGGUGGCUGAUUUCGGGCUGGCCCGAUUAAUGCGAGACGACACCUAUACGGCUCACGCGGGUGCCAAAUUUCCUAUCAAAUGGACUGCUCCAGAAGGCUUAGCAUAUAACAAAUUUAGCACCAAGUCGGACGUUUGGGCAUUCGGUGUGCUGCUAUGGGAAAUAGCCACAUACGGCAUGUCGCCGUAUCCCGGAAUAGAUUUAACGGAAGUAUUUCAUCGAUUAGAAUCUGGAUAUCGAAUGGAAAGGCCGCCCGGUUGUCCUCCGGAAGUUUAUGAACUAAUGAGGAAAUGUUGGCAGUGGAAUGCUCAGGACCGACCAACCUUCAAAAGCAUUCACCACGACCUAGAGCACAUGUUUCAGGAAUCAUCUAUCACUGAAGCGGUAGAGAAACAGCUCCAAGGUGUUGCCCAACCUGUACAACUCACACCACAGAUGGCGAAGAAGCCUCAGAUGGGCACGCAACAGGGACCUCAACAUGAGCCAGUCAUCACUCCAAUAUCGGACACUGGGUCCAACUCAAAGCUCAGCACAUUUCCGAACAAACCGGCUACAACUGGGGUGCAAAUGCGGCGCACUACCAACAAACGUGGCAAAACAGCGCCUGCCCCACCGAAGCGAACGAGCUUACUCUCUUCUAGUCGUGAUUCAACAUACCGGGACGAGGACAGUGGAAAGACUGGCGAAGGCGACCAAAACACAAACGGUAUAAUACCAAUCACAAAAUCGUCCUCUUGCAGUAGUUUCCUUAUCGAUAAGCUGUUUCGAGGAUUUUCCCGAGAUCUCGCCAAUUUGGUCAAUCGAACGACGGACUCCGAAAACGAGCAAACGGAAAUCACACCUGACACCGAUACUGAUAGUCAAGAGCCAUGUGGAAACUUCCAGAAGUCAUCGUCGCAGCAAAGUUCCUUCAAACGCGUCCCAAUCAUGGGCAACCGGGGUUUGGAAACGCGUAGCAGUAAACGUUUACCUCAAGGAGCUCCUCGGAAAGAUCAAAACGGACCAGUUAGUGGGCAGCCGCCUACCGGAAUAACGAUAAAUGCCGCCGGCCAGCCAGUAGUCGGUGCUUUGGAAGUCCAGAAUGUGAAGAAAGCUAUCAAUCGGUAUGGAACUUUGCCCAAGGGAGCCAGAAUUGGAGCUUAUCUAGAGUCUCUGCGACAGACCGAUGGUUCAACUGGUCAACCGGUUCCACAACAGAUGCAAACUAAUUCCGUACCUCCAGACCCACCACCACCAAUGGCGGCGGCAAAUGUUAUAUCCAAUAGUUUACUAGCUGCUCAACGAUCAGCGGUGAAGCUUCAGCAACAACAACCUCAAAUGAUACGUAGUAACUCUUCCAGUGGGGUAACAAUGGCCAAUUCGGCAACUGCUAGUCUUUCAAAACUACAACGACACAGAACUACUACCGACGGCUCCAUGAUGACGUUCUCAUCAUUCCGGGGUACAGUAGGUAACAAUAGUCCCAAACGGUCAAUGCCACCAACGCUUGCCGACUUGGAAUUCCCACCACCACCAGUAGAUCUGCCUCCUCCUCCAGAAGAAUUUGAAGUUCAUAAUCUUCCAGGUCCUCCAGUGGAAAAGGUAAUGAAACCUUCAAAUGAUGUUUCCAAUACCGAACCAAGUGUGGAGGAAGCUAGUUCUAGGUUUGGCGUCAGUCUUCGGAAAAGAGAACCAUCCACUGAUUCGUGCAGUUCACUAGGUAGCCCAGCGGAUGCUAUUGCCCAUAAUAGCAUUGAACCGUCCGUACCCAUUCCACCACCCCCAAGCUUAAAAGAAAAGCUUGAAUCCAAGUUUGCAGCUGAAAUCAAAGAAAAAGCAAAUGUGCCAAAAACAGCAACAAACGUCGACAGUAAUCAUAAAACUAAACCCGAUCCCGCAUCACAAUUAGUCAGUGAGCUAGCGGAAAGCAUGAAUCUACCUAAACCUCCUCCGCCGUUACCACCGAAUGACGUGGCACAGCAUUAUAAAUCUUCAGAUGUAAGUUCACUGCGAAGGACAAAACCAGUCGAAAGUAAUAAUGUUGCAGCACCACCGCCUCCUGCAUUCAAAGCACAACUGAAAAAGAUCGAUCCCAAACGAAUCCCGAAUCAAAUUCCCAAGAAAGAGGAAACUAGCAAUAUAAUCGACUUUAAAUCGCGUCUUCGUAAGGUUGAAAGCAGUGCUGAAUCUGCCGCAGUGAGUAAUGGCACAAGUGCGAGUGAUUCAAAUGCGACGACCGGAAGUAGCGAUUCUAGCUCAGACAAUAAUAACAAACAUCAUUCUAACAAUGUGAACAAUAAUAACAGUAACAUUAUAAACAACAAUCAAUCAACCAAUGAUCACUCGAGCGAUAAUGAAAUAAAACCUAGAAAAAGCGAACUGCGGAAUGGGACAAGCAAAAAUGUUACAGGUUCGGAUGUAGCGAACAAGUUGCUACACGAAAACAAUGAGUUAAACAGUUUGAAACUUAAGAAAGCUUCCCCUUCUGUGGUCACGAGCGUGGCUCCAAUCGAUAGUAAUAAAAUUAUCGAGUUGAAAAAGACUGAAAUUAAAAUUGAACUUAGUCAAGAGGAUAGAAAGCGAGAGAGCUUAGAAGGUAAUUCGUUGAAAACAGAAGGGGCUGUUACUGGUGGUGAUAAUCUUUCAACCGGCAGCGGAGGUACCGCUGAUGAAGGAGACAAGCGGAAGAGUACUGGCAGUAUCAGUAGUUUGAAAAAGCUUUGGGAAGCAAAAGAGUCACCGAAUGAUCAAAGCUCUCAAUUGAGUCCAAAACUUGGUGUUAAAAGUGCGGCCAAUAUCAAGUUGAACAACAACCUCGAAGAUGAUAGCAAUGCCGUCAACAAUUCCAGUACAACUGCGAUCUCAACAACGAACAGCACCGCUGAAGACCAUCACCAAUCAAUGCAGCAGGUUUUUACUAAGAAGCCCGCAGUGCCGGUGAAACCGUCAAAGUUCUCGUCAAUAUAUGCUACUCCUGUACAAACUCAAGCUCCAGUCCCAACAGUAACCAACUCAACCAACAACACCACUACCACAUCGAAGUCAAACGAUAGCAAUAGUUCACUCCUCUCGGAAAAAUCGACAGCGUCGUCUUCUUCGGCCCCUUCAACUGCAAGUCGGGAGGGUAUCCUAGAGUUGGUUCAACUUCUCGAGGGUAAUCUCAAGAUGCCGGUAAAUUCAAUAUCUGCAUCACAAUGGGUGCAGCUAAGCGAACGUCUCAAUUCCCUACAGUCCAGUUGUGUCUCGUUCGCUGACAACGAAGCAUUACCGCCGCAUACCAAGUUCCACUUCCGGGAGUUAGUUACCCGGAUAGAGAACCAGUCGUGGUCACUGCGUUCUGCCGGCAGCAAGAACUUGCAGGACAAUGAGAAACUGGUGCUCGAAGUUGGUCAAUCACUGAAGCAAAUUUCGAACGCGCUGCACAGGGAUACUAGAACAGGCAGUCAUCAGUUGCCGAUUAUGGGCAUAAGCUAGAAGGGAAGGUGCAAUUUGCGCGUGCAUGGCAGUGAUUGGCCGACCAGAGGGAUAGACAUUCAAUCAGAAUGUUUGUGAUUAUUAUCCACUGCUAAUCAUGAGAGUGUUGUAGCAGUGAUACAGGUAUAUUAGUUGUCUUUGGCUAUGUAGCUACGCAAAGCGAUAUUUUCUAUUGCAAGUGCUUCACAAUUUAGAACUUUGCCUAUACAGAAUUUACCACUUUCUACUUGCUAUUGUAAUAAAAUCUCCUAACUAUCUAUGCAUGCUACUUGUACUCGAUUUUACAACGGAUCUUCUAAAUACCUACAGAUUUAAAUAUGCUAAUCAUGCGCCUGAAAUGUGUCACAUUAGAUUUGAAAUGUGACUUCAUGUGAGGUGCCAUAUUGUUUGAUAUUGAAUCCUCGUAAAAGCCAUUUGGACGAAUUAAACUAAAAAAUAGGGUAAAACCAAAUUUACAUCGAUUCAUCGAUUCACCAAUGUCGCAAUUUAAAACUGAAACUAACAUUUAAAGACCAGUGAGCACAAGCUGUAGAAUGGUGGAAUCUAGGAAUGUGAAAUGCCAUGGACCAUUGCCGUCGUGUUGAAUAUGAAGUGAAAAAUUAUUCACAAUCAUGUAUAAACCAGCAAUUAACGCUCAAUUAUAUUGCCAAAUAUAAAGUGAACUAAUUUUAAAUGAUUUUAACUGACACGUCUGAUAGUUUUUAACCAAUUGUAAACAUUGAAAGUAUUGAUGAAGCAAAACAUGAAAGAAUUAGGACUGAGAUUUUAUUAAGGAUGAAUUUUUAAAUGCAAUCUUUUCAAUUGUUUCAAUUUUAAUCGGAGUGCGUGGUUUUAGAUCCCUAUCUAAAAUCAGCUUUUUAUUAGAAGCAUGAUUAAAUAUGCUUUAUUUUAAGCCAAAGAGCUUAAGACUUGUGUUUUAUUUUAAAAACUAACCUUUUUGUGAAACACCUGGUUUGCAAUGAUUGACAUACAAUUAAAAAUGUUUUAGUUUUGGUGUUUCCGUGUAUACAUAUGUUAGCGUUUUCCAAUUGAACGAAUAAAACAUGCAAAAUAUACAACACCGUUGCAUCGAUGCAACAAUCCAAUCCAAUCGUGCGUAAUAUAAGUUAUUUAAAAAUAUCUCUAAAGGGUAACAGUAAAAUGCUAGUCGUAAACAUUUAUACACAUUAUCGAUAAUAGUGUUAUCACGAUCCAUACACGAGUAACGGAAAAAAGUAAUAUUCACGGGAUGCGUGAUAGAAUGAAAGCAACCGUUUUGACUGAUGUUGUCGUAUAGUAACGAAAGAAUGUAAGUAAAAUGAACAUUUUCCAUUGACCAGUCUUAAUAAUGAGGAGCCAAAACACUCUCAUAAAGACUAUGAGUUCAAACAUCAUCGUCUCUCUAGGAAUUUCAAAAUAAUCAAAGAAAGGAAAAAUCAAAUCGAGGCGUAUGAAAAGUUUAAUGGAUAUAUUUUUUGAUAAACUGAUAUGGUAAUAACAUUCAUCUUCAUAGUACAUUUUCGUGACAUUCAUUCGCGCUCAUACAGAAAUCGAACAAAAAGAUAUUAUUAAAUAAAAAUGUGAAUCAAAAUGAAGUUGGAAGUAACGAAUAACGUGACCGAACAGGCAAAAACGCAUGAUAAUAAGCGAACAUUAUUACUCAAAUAAAAAAAUGAAUAUAAGUGUAUUAGUGACUUUAUCAAAAGUAUGUGAACAUAUUAUCAAACUAGUAACGAAACAUAAAACCCAAGUGAAAAAGCGUGAUAUGAUAAAACAAAAAAUAUAUACACCUUCUCUUAGAAGAAAAGAGAAAAACAAAAAAAAAACACAUACAACACUAAAAUACCGAAGCAUGCUAGAACACGAAUGCAAGUUCGAUAACUUGCAGUAUAAAAAAAUCAACAAUAAAAUAUCGCUGUAAGGCAAUAAUAAUAACA